AUGUUUAAAAUUUAUUUUAAUUUAAAAUCCUUUGAUUUGAUUUGUCUGAAUCAUACCGAAACCUAUUUAUUAUCUCUUUUUUCUUUUUUUAACUUAGAUCAACCAAAACAAAAAAUAAAACCUAAUAAACUACAAAAAAUUACAGUUUUGAGGUCACCCCAUAUAGAUAAAAAAUCUAGAGAACAAUUUCAAAUUCUAAGUCAUAAAAAAACGCUAGUUUUAUCCAUAUUUGAUCAAAACUUAAUUUUUCUACUUCUUGAAAUAAUUAAAAGUUUAAAAUUUAUUGGUGUCGAACUUGAACUAUUAAUAGAGUUUUCAACAUUUUUAGAAAAUGAAACUAAUGAUAGAUAA
Molecule: messenger RNA, 351 nt
Organism: Chlorella variabilis
Lineage: Eukaryota; Viridiplantae; Chlorophyta; Trebouxiophyceae; Chlorellales; Chlorellaceae
Exons: 1
Coding region: 1-351 (116 amino acids)
Biological process (GO): translation
Cellular component (GO): ribosome
Molecular function (GO): structural constituent of ribosome
Source: RefSeq, a predicted model, not a curated record